AUGGAGGACAGUGACCUAGUAGUAAAAUGUAGUACAUUUGGGCAUAAGGAUGAAACAGAAGUGGUACAUGUGUACUUGUGUUUGGAUGGGGUUGCAGUGUAUGUGGACAAAUGUGAAACAUAUGAUACCCUUUUCACCAUGAAAAGUGAACUGGGCAACACUGGCAAUUACAGCUGUGUGUUCUCCGAAACUCAAUAUCUACUUUCUGAAGUGCAAGGAAAGGGAGAUAAUUCACUUUCCAUCCAGGUGAUGGGUAAGGAUAUUUUUACUCUCUGGAUAUGUUAUUGCUGUUAGACAUAUUGAACAUAUGGAUACAAUAUACUUUUAAUUAUUUUUGAUACAAUAUUUCAAUGUGACUGCAAACACACCUUCAUAUUCCUCUCUUUUCCACCUCCUGCAGACCGGAUUCUCCUUGCAGACAUAUCACUUUCACUUUCGCUCAAGUACUGUAAGAGAGGGAGAGGAUGUGGAGUUCCAAUGUACUAUUAUUAGAGCCCCCCAGAAAAUAGAAAUGACCAGUCACUCUUACCUCUGCAAGAAUGGCACUGCUGUUCAGAUGCAGGUGUUUGAUGUUAACCGGAUGGAGGCAACUUUUAUGAUUAAAAGUGUUAUUAAGAAUGACACAGGCAACUACAGCUGUGUGCUUGACCUGCAAUCAAAACCCCUUGAAAAUACAGACAGGAAAUUAUGUGGAAAUAAUUCAGCCUUUCUUCAGGUUAAUGGUGAGAAUUUAUAGCUUAAAACUUAUGAAAACACUUUUUAUUCAUAGUCACUAUAUGAAAGGAAGAGGUCAAGAGACAAAUAAAUUCUGUAUUUCAGAGGCUGCACAUGAUAUGAGUCUGGUCAAUCUAAUCAGACUGAUACAUUUACGUCAUUUAGCAGACGCUCUUAUCCAGAGCGACUUACAGUUAGUGAGUGCAUACAUUAUAUAUAUUUUUCCAUACUGGCCCCCCGUGGGAUUCGAACCCACAACCCUGGCGUUGCAAACGCCAUGCUCUACCAAUAUCCCUCCCCUACCCUGGACCAAUUGUGCGCCGCCCCAUGGGUCUCCCGGUCAUGGCCGGCUUCAACAGAGCCUGGAUUCGAACCAGGAUCUCUAGUGGCACAGCUAGCACUGCGAUGCAGUGCCUUAGACCACUGCGCCACUCGGGAUGAUUGCUGUUAGUUACUACUGUCCAAACGUGGUGAGUUCAAUGUCUUAAAAUAUGGGACACAUGGAACUUUGGUAUAGUUUGGGGAUUUUCAUUAAAGUCAGGUAGUAAGUUUUGAGUUUAUCUUUUGGGGGUGUUAUUUCUGAUCAUGAGAGGCGUAAGAGGCAGUUUGUAUAGAAAACUACACCUGUCCGGAUGUAGACCUAUUCAGUCACAUUCUUAUUUUUAGCCAUGUGUCUCACAGUAUUUCACAGGCAAUGCUGUUUACAGCAAAGCACUGAAGUUAAAAGGUAUAAUGAUGAACACAGAAAUAUAAUUAAGACCUGGGGUCUCUCCACACAUAGCUUCCAUCUACAUGUAAAGUCACAAUAAAGGAUAUGGGCCUGACGUUUUCUGUGCUUUUUGUUCUCAGAUGCAGCAACUGAAGGGCCUAAAGCAGAAGCCGUGUACCAGACCACACACAUAGACAGGAUGUUGUCAGUACAUUUAAUAAUUGCAAGCUGCAAUCUAUUUUCAAGCCAUACAUGUGGACUGUUGUUCUUGCAUUGUUCAAGCAUACAAUAUCUCUCUUGUCUACUCACUCCUUGCAUGCUGUAGUUUAAUGUAGUGAACAUUACUGUUAGUCAAGUCCACAUGUUCAUUAUGUUGAUAACUGAUACACUUAAUAUUCAAUUUAAUGUUUUACUCAUGCACUAGUUGAGCUACUGAGCUAGUGAACAACAAUGUAUGGAUUCCUGCAAUGCUUUCAGUAAAGUUCAAAUGAUAUCAGACGCCCCGAACUCCAUCCUUCUAAUCAUAAGACAUAAAGAGAGACGUUACACAUGCUCUCUAGCAAACUCAAGCCUAUUUUUGUGGACUUCAUUUUGUGAAGUAGUGUAACUUGAAUGAGAGUUUUGAAAGGGAAGACACACUUUCUAGAGUACUACAUACUACAGUAUCAUUAUUGGAUACCGUUGUGCUCUUCACUGAAAAUAUAAAAAUGUUUCCCUUACGUAAGAAGAUUGCAGUCAUAGUGCAGUAUAACUGCAGUACACUGCAGUAUAACUGCAGUUAGAGUGCAGUAUAACUGCAGUAUGCUGCAAAUACUGCAUUCAAAAUAACACUGUUUUUUUUCUCCUGCAGUAAUUUUGCAGUGUAACUGCAGUUAGAGUGCAGUUUAACUGCAGUUCAACUGCAGUACACUGCAGUUCAACUGCAGUACACUGCAGUUAUUCUGCAAUUACUGCGUCCAAAAUAUCACAGUCGGCGGCAGUUACUGCACUUUUACUGCAGUUUUAAAACUGCAAUCUUUUUUUGUAAGGGUUCUACUCAUUAUAAAUGUGUUAUAGCUUUUUCUAAGCUCAGUAUCAUAGGCCUGGGGAGUUUGGAACCCCACAUUAAAAAAGCUAAUAGGAAGACUGUGUUACACAUUGCAAAAAUAUCUCACUCCUCAUAGCAUACAAAGCCCUAGCUAAAACAGACUGAAAGAUCAAAUGUUGUUUAAAACAAAUGUCCACUUGAGAAACCCAACCUACACCAUUAGUCACUACAUAUGAAUCCCACAGCCUCUACUCUCUAACUUUACUGAUACAGCUAUCAAGGUGGCAGUGUACUAGAAAGUCAAAGAAGAUGAUAAAGUAGUAAUCCAUAGUAAUUGAUUGAACAAAUACAUGUUUGGGUUGUAUUGUAAUCAGACCAUCGUAUCAUAGAAAUUGUCCAGUUUCAAUAAAGUCACUGCUUCCUAAAAGCUGCUGCAUUAGUGAACAUUUACCAUGGAUAUAUGAACAUUUACCACAAUAUAUGAAUACGCACAGGUUCUCUCUUUAAAGAUGAAUAGUCAUUGUAAUAACCUAUAAUAUAUAUUUUCUACUGCUAUGUGUGUGAUAUCUGAUACAGUAUGUGUGUGUAAACAAUCAAAUAGGUUAUAAAAAGCAGUUGUGCUGCGUCCAGCCGUCUCAUUCAAUGUAUUACCUGGUACUCACCAGAAAGGUGUGUGGUAGUUAUGGGAGAGAACUCAAAGUUAGUACCUAAGUACCGGUGCUUGUUAUGGUGAAUCACACAUGAGUAACAACUAGUUAAUUAUUAUGUAACUACUAGAUAAAAUGACCUAAGACAUUUGACUGUGUCCUUUAAUAUAAGCAGGGUGAAGUGGGUAAUUGAAAGCUCUGUGAUGCAACCUCUCAUCAUGGUCAAAGACGCUUCAAAUAGAACGCUAUUGUUUUCCGGAUAUUCACAUUUAAAAACGUUACAUGCUGAGACCUACCUCCUCCUCAGUCUUUUAUAGUGUCAGAUAGGUCUAGAAGAUCACAAAAGGCUGCAAGUCACAUCAUGGGUUCCAUCUUUCUUAUGAUAUGUGAGUAUCUUUACAAAUACAGAUUAGAGUAAGCAUAUGGUCUCAAAAUGAUCCAUACGUACAGUACGUACUCAUUCAAUGUAUUUCUAUUUAAACUGCCUAUUGUGUAAAUCUCCCAUUAUUUCGUCACAGUCACAGUAACAGCAGGUGUACAGGCCAUCUCUGAGGAAAUAGGUAAGAGGACAUCUUUUUCAUCCUAAAAUGCAAAGAGUUAAAAUAUUUUGCCGAUUUAUUCCAAACAUGAUUAUUACAAAGACGUUUAAUCAUCCUUAAUUAUCUCCUUCACUCUCAAAUGAUGUAGCUGUCUACCCCGCAAAGCUUUUUGGAUCAAAGUCUCACGUUGGAAAGGGAGAUACUUUAGAUUUGAAGUGUAGGAUCUCUGGCAUCAAAAGAUCCUGGGACAAGGUUCAUGUGUACAUUUGCAAGAAUGGAGUUGGGAUGAGAAUGAAGGUUCUGGAGAAAGGUGAAUAUGACACCAGUUUCACCAUGAAGGAUGUUACAAAAGAAGAUUCAGGCAACUACAGCUGUGUCUACACCAGAGAUAAACUCGUACCCAGUCACGUGUUCUCAUCAGGCAAGAAUUUAGUAGCAAUCCAGGUCUACGAA
Molecule: messenger RNA, 4089 nt
Organism: Coregonus sp. 'balchen'
Lineage: Eukaryota; Metazoa; Chordata; Actinopteri; Salmoniformes; Salmonidae
Source: the annotation of a GenBank genome assembly